AUGGUCCAGACGGUCGAGGUCGAGCUCUACCCGGGCCAUUGGGUGUGUUGGGGGGUAAUUGGCCUCUUUGUGGCUCUUGCGAAGGGACCAAGGCUCGAGAUGCUAUUCAGCUGCACAUGCACGGCAGCACAGAGGAUAUUAUUGCGCCGUAGACUCUGGUGUCAGAUCCUUGAGCUUGUUCUUGUUGGUGCCAAUGGGGGUCGGCGGCCUCGCGACUGUGGAGACGAACCAGGGGGAAGGUUGAUUGGGAUCAGGUCUGGUCAAGUCAAGUUGAAUUUUAUCCCUGUCCUGGGAUGCCAAGACUCAAAGUCCACAAUGGGUCACUGGUAUGGUGUUUUGUUCAGCCCGAGUCCACAGCGUCGGGUGGAAAAGUUUCAUUCAAUCUACCAAUGA
Pochonia chlamydosporia 170 is the source of this 393-nucleotide messenger RNA. RefSeq lists its product as hypothetical. The coding region runs from base 1 to 393 and encodes 130 amino acids. The transcript has a single exon. The record is from RefSeq and is a predicted model, not a curated record. Lineage: Eukaryota; Fungi; Ascomycota; Sordariomycetes; Hypocreales; Clavicipitaceae.